Chenopodium quinoa (quinoa) is the source of this 928-nucleotide messenger RNA. RefSeq lists its product as uncharacterized. The record is from RefSeq and is a predicted model, not a curated record. Lineage: Eukaryota; Viridiplantae; Streptophyta; Magnoliopsida; Caryophyllales; Amaranthaceae. The transcript has 3 exons. The coding region runs from base 26 to 904 and encodes 292 amino acids.
AAACAUCUUGCUCCUACAUUAAGAGAUGGAAAGUGGCAUAUUCCUCCAGCACUAUACACCUUGUCUAAGGCACAAAAGGAAAAAAGUGUGUAAGUUUUUAGAGAAUUUAAAGGUUCCCGAUGGAUAUUCUUCUAACAUUUCUAAAUGCAUAAACCUCGAUAAGCGUAAAAUUUAUGGUCUAAAGACCCAUGAUUGUCAUGUGCUUAUGGAACAACUAUUGCCACUUGCAAUUCGUGGGGUGUCCAUACCCAAAGUGUACGAUGUGAUAGUGAAGUUGAGUACAUUUUUCAAGGACUUGUGUUCAAAGACAUUGAAAGUGAAAGAUUUGGAAAAUCUUGAACGUGAAAUUAUAGUCACCUUGUGUGAAAUGGAGAAAAUAUUUCUUCCAUCUUUUUUCACCAUCAUGGUCCACUUGUGUCUUCACCUAGCUACGAAAGCUAAAAUUGGUGGACCAGUACAAUAUCGUUGGAUGUAUCCGAUAGAAAGGCUCUUACAUAGAUUUAAAUGCUAUGUUCGCAAUAAAAGUAGGUCAGAGGGUUCCAUCGCGGAAGGUUACAUCAUUGAGGAGUGCAUGUACUUUUGUUCAAAAUACUUGAAUGAAAUCGAGACAAAAUUUAAUCAACUUGAGAGGAAUGAUGAUGCGGAAAAUGAUGACUACAAGGGUCUAUCAAUUUUUGCAUCGUCUGGUGUUCCUUUAGGGAAGGCUAAAUGUAGGUCUCUUAGUGAAGAAGAGUUAACACAAGUUCGAGAAUAUGUACUUAAGAAUUGUGAUGAAGCACAAACUUAUUUAGAUGAAUAUGAAGAGUCCACAUCAAACACAAAUUUAGUUGAUUGGUUUCGUGACCGGGUAUUUUUUAAAAUCAAAUGUAGUUAUUUUUUAAUUACAAGUGUAGUACUAGUAUAAGUUUUAAUUAGCUAAUAUUCUAUU